Trypanosoma conorhini is the source of this 1485-nucleotide messenger RNA. RefSeq lists its product as uncharacterized. The record is from RefSeq and is a predicted model, not a curated record. Lineage: Eukaryota; Euglenozoa; Kinetoplastea; Trypanosomatida; Trypanosomatidae. The coding region runs from base 1 to 1485 and encodes 494 amino acids. The transcript has a single exon.
AUGGGGUGUCUGGCAUGUUUGUUGCUCUGCAUUGUGUGGUCCACUCCUGCCUUGUAUUUGUCCUCUCUCGCUGUGUUGGGGCAGGAAGAGCUGCUCUGUUCUCACCUGAAGGUUUCAGUAAGUCUCACUCACCAAUCGCGCUCCGUUGCAAUGUACCGCAAGAGGGCCGCCGAGACGCGUGGCCCGUCCGCGCCGCUGUCUCUCGCCGCCUGUUGCUGUGCUCUGCUCGUCGCUGCGCUGUGCGCGCCGAUGUCUGCCGUGGCGUACAACGUGCGCUACAGCGCCCUCAUCUCUCCCUCACCCGUGAGCGGACGGUCCUACGGCUACUGCCCCUGGCAGGGCGGCGGCCACACAAUGAUGCCAAUGAAGGAGAGCUUUCAAGUACUGGCGUUCGAAGCCCUCAGUAAACGUGGAUUCACAGAGGCUGCCAUUGGUGGGUGGUGCCCGUACGCCUCUUGCACAACCAAUCCAUGCGAGUGGGUCUACUUCACUGGCCUAAUGAACGGGACAGAUAUUAAAAAGGCCACAUUCUUCAGGGGAGCCGUGUAUAAGAGCAAAGACUACACGCAUUCCGUGCCUGGCAUGUACAACAACUUCUUGAAGGGAUAUCAGCCGGUAAGUUUUGAUCGCGCGAAGGAACGAACCAUUACGAAAAUGGUGAGCAACGGCAGAUGGGAGAACGAAAUGCGUGACCACGGGUACCAGGACUGGGUGUGCGAGUACUAUGAGUUCACACCUGAGGAGGCAGCCACGGCACCUGUAACGGAUGAGAAUGGUUUUGUUAUUUUUGUGUCCAGGACCAAGCCCGGUAAGUUUCCAUGGUGGGCGGGCCUACUUAUUGCGCUUCUCAUCGUGGGCAUCGUGGCCGUCGUUCUCCUUAUCUGCUGCUGUUGCCGUAGGCGGCGUAAGCAGCAGCUGGAAAACAAGAUCGCGGAGGAAAUGAAGAGCGAGGAAAACCUCCACCGGAUUCCAACGCAGUCCCAGCUGGGCAUGAGCCGAAGCGGCAGCGCCAUGAACCUGAGCCGACGCGGCAGCGCCAUGAACCUGAGCCGGCGCGGCAGCGCCAUGAACCUGAGCCGGCGCGGCAGCGCCAUGAACCUGAGCCGAAGCGGCAGCGCCAUGAACCUGAGCCGGCGCGGCAGCGCCAAGGACAUGAGCCGACGCGGGAGCAGCAUGGGCCUAAACCGGGGUGGCAGCAACAGGUAUGGGGAAAUUGACGUCAAUGAGGGCUUUGGCAUGGGACAGCAAAUGGGAUAUGGGCCUGCGGGUGUGGCUCGUAACAAUAGCGCCUACGUUAAUAAUGUCUAUCCAGGCGAUGCAGGGGCCCCAGGCGGCAACUUUUUUUUCGGUCAAUUCCCUGACCAGGGAGCACAGAACCCGUACGCCGGCUACCCUCCGCAGAACGGAAACGGUUCCAUGCGAGGAUACCCUCCGCAGAACGGAAACGGUCCCAUGAGACGUUUCCCUUCCCAGAGAGAGUACUAG